Dictyostelium purpureum is the source of this 1449-nucleotide messenger RNA. RefSeq lists its product as uncharacterized. NCBI's taxonomy places the organism in Eukaryota, Evosea, Eumycetozoa, Dictyosteliales, Dictyosteliaceae. Bases 1 to 1449 code for a protein of 482 amino acids. Gene Ontology annotation, biological process: rRNA processing. The transcript has 3 exons. The record is from RefSeq and is a predicted model, not a curated record. Gene Ontology annotation, molecular function: protein binding. Gene Ontology annotation, cellular component: Pwp2p-containing subcomplex of 90S preribosome; small-subunit processome.
AUGGCAAUCAAAAAAGUAACAAGUGCCAAUUUAUCAAAUGGUAAAAAGAGACAAAGAAAAAUAACUAAAGUAGAGGAAAAAGUAGUUGUUGAAGAGCAAGUUGAAGAACAAGUUGAAGAACAAGUCGAAGAACAAGUUGAAGCUCCAGCUUGGAAUGAUGAAGAGGAUGAAAAUGUAAAUAAAGAAAAUAAUUCUGAUGAAGAAAAAGAAGAAGAGCAAGAAAAUGUAGAAGAAAAAGAAGAGGAGGAAGAGGAUAAACCAUCAAAAAAAAUUAAAUUAGAAUCAAAUGAUGAAGGUGUUUGGAUUGAUGAUGAAGAUGGAACCAAUAAAACUUUUAAAACUAAAUCAUUAUUAACAGUUGUACCAGAAUGGGCUAAAGUUAAAGAAAAAAAAGAUACAGAUGAAGAAGAUGAUGAAAUUAAUAAUAUUAUUAAUAGUAAUAAAAGUGUAUAUAAUGGAGAUUCUAUUAAAUUUAUUGCUGAUAAGUUCCAACAAGUUUUACCAGGUCAAGUUACAUCAAUUGCAUAUAAUAAUGAUGGUAAUUUAAUUUUUAUGGGUGAUAUUAAAGGCAACUUUAGAGUUUAUCAAGGUUCAGUCGAAUUUACAAAGAAAUUUAAACCACUUUAUCAAGGUAAAUUUGUAGAUUUCUCAAUUGAAAAAUUAUAUUUCAUUGAAUCAACCAACGAAGUUAUUAUCACCGGUUUAGAUAAAGAAUAUUACUAUACAUUUGAAGUUUUAACUGAAAAGAUUACCAAACGUCCAUUAAGAGUUGGUAAAAACUAUUUAAAAAAAUCAAGUAUUUCAAACAGCUAUUUUGCAAUUUCAGAUUCAACAAGUAGAAUUUCAAUAAUUUCAUUAUUAUCAAAGACAGUUGUAAACGAGUUUAGAAUACCAUCAAGUGGAAUUAGUGCAAUGGGAUUCUCAAAUGAUUCAGCAAAGAAGUUAUUUAUAGCUAGUGAAGGUUUCAUUUAUACAUUUUGUUUAGAGAAAAUGGCAAUUACUAAUAAAUUUAAAGAUUGGGGUAAUUUUGGUAGUAACUCCAUUUCAUGCAUCGUCUGUUCAGAUGAUGGUAAUUAUUUAGUUACAGGUUCUGAAUCAGGUAUUAUUAAUAGUUAUCGUUAUCAAGACUGUUUCGAAUCCACCACACCAAAACCAUUAAAAACAAUCGAUGCCAUUGUUUAUCCAAUUACCUCUUUACAAUUCACAAACAACUCUUCAUUAUUAUUAGCAGCUAGCAAAUAUAAUAAUAAAGCCACCAAAUUAAUCCAAUAUCCAUCUCAUCAAAUCAAUCAAAACUUCCAAUUCACCAUUAAAACCUCCUCAGUUUCUUUCUCUCCAAAUAAUCAAAGACUUAUUUUAGGUGAAGAUUUUGGUAGCUUAACAUUUUUCAAAUUAAAAUAUAAUAGUAAACCAUCAAAGAUUGGUAGAUUUAUAAAUAAAAAAAAAUAA